This is a messenger RNA of Ilyonectria robusta, 2265 nucleotides long. RefSeq names its product fungal-specific transcription factor domain-containing protein. The transcript is spliced from 4 exons. The record is from RefSeq and is a predicted model, not a curated record. NCBI's taxonomy places the organism in Eukaryota, Fungi, Ascomycota, Sordariomycetes, Hypocreales, Nectriaceae. Gene Ontology annotation, cellular component: nucleus. Gene Ontology annotation, biological process: DNA-templated transcription; regulation of DNA-templated transcription. Gene Ontology annotation, molecular function: zinc ion binding; DNA binding; DNA-binding transcription factor activity, RNA polymerase II-specific. Bases 1 to 2265 code for a protein of 754 amino acids.
AUGUCCCGAAUUCCGGAGGGGGGCCUCGCUUGCAACUCAUGUCGAAGGCGCAAGCUUCGCUGCUCGAGAGAAGCUCCCAGCUGCCAGCAUUGUCGCAAGACCGGAAGCGAUUGCGUCUAUGAAGCGAAGAGGGGAAAGCCAGGAAUGAAGACUGGAGCAAUAGAGAAUCUCCAUAGAAGACUCGGUAAGCAUUUUGAUAUCCUCCUGUACACCCUAGAAAGGUCUGUUGCGAGACAGCAGACUUCGCUUGAUUGCCUCCAAGCGGAAGCAGAAGCGCCCCGCCAACAGGCCCAGGAUCCAAGCACUCGUAGUAUUUUAUCGUUACUUGCUACCGAACUUCAGAAGUUCAAUGCCACGCCGUCUUCUCCUGCGCAAUCCACCCCUCGACGGGAACAAAAUGGAGCUUCAGCGAAGAGACGCAGGCUCAAUGACGAUCGAGCCUGUGAACAACGUAUUCUUGUCAACGACAUCUCCCAUUCAGCCGACGAAAGAGAGUUGGAAGAGGCACUUAAGUCAUACUUCAAUCAUGUGCAUCCCUGGAUCCCAAUAAUUCACGAAGGUCGCUUCCGAAGACGGUUGGACGAUGACGAGGAACGGGGCAAGCUACAUCUUGUCCUGAAAUCGAUGAUACUUGUCGCCUCGAGAUAUAUUGAAGACGAAGAGAUAUCCAACUCUCUUCUACGGUCAGCAGAAGAUUCAGAGAACUACCGAGACUGGGUAGUAUCGAAAGCUAUGAAGCAUCUCUCGGUGGAAAAUUUACAAGCACUCCUCAUCAUUGCCUUCAAUGAUGCGUCUCAAGCUUGGCCAUUGGUUGGAUCGCUUACCCGUAUGGCCGAGUACCUUCAACUCACAGUAGAGCACGACGAAGCUGAGCGGCCGUCCUUCUCACAACCCUACAAGUCCUUAUCCCCAGCGAAGGACUGGACAGAAGCUGAGGAACGACGAAGGGUGUUCUGGAACGUCUUUUCCCUUGACCGUUUCUGCUCUGUGAGUAUGGGUUGGAAUACGAGUCUCACUUCGGACGAUGUCAAUCGUCGCCUGCCUUGUGAUGGAAUCACUUGGCGCAAGGAAACUCCCGUGACCACACCAUACUUUGGCAUCUGGGAUAAGUCAGCCGGCCGCAUUGGAAACCCCAUUGGCUUUUUCCCAACACAUCCUGUUCCACUGCAGGCAACUGGCGAGGACGAAGGGCAGACUCCUUCCGAGGCGGGCACGUCACCGGACGUCGUGGGGACGCAUGUUGACAUGUCAACCAUUGGAGCUUUCGCUUAUUGCAUCGAGGCAACCGAGUCCUUAAGCCGUGUGACAAGUUACUUUUUACAACAGAAGGUCAAUAUCAGAGACCAGAAAGACCUCAGCGAUUGGCUCACUCGAUUUAAGGAGCUUGACCUCCGCCUUGUUCACUGGAAAAUGCUCCUCCCGCAGAAAUGGAAAGUCAAUACCGCACAAGACUCGCCAUCACGGAUGGACCCCAACCUAACUCUUGCACACGUUAUACACAACGCAUCUAUGAUCCUUCUCCACCAACCAAUUGCAUUUCCCCCUCCAGACUGGCCUUUCAAGACUCGCUUGCCAAGCCUCUGCAGCAUUGACACUUGUCAGGCUGCCGCGAUCGAGAUUGCAACCAUUACAGACCGUUAUCUAAACCACGCUCCUUCGAAAUCCAUACUGAGCAGCCAAUUUUCAUUCUGCGUUUACAUUGCUGCCCGGGUGCUUCUUUUGCAUUGGCGAAACGGCUCCGUGGUGGGCCUCACAGCCGAGUUUUGGCUCCUGGUUGAGAGCCUCAAAGCCAUGUCGAGACGGUGGGCAGGAACCCACGACGCCCAAUGCCUCCAAAACAAUCUGGCUGCGAAAUACGCUUCAUUCCUGAUUGAGCUACACUCUCGAUGCGCCCAGGAUGAGUCGUUUUCCAUUAAUGUGCCUGGUUAUACGACAGAGGUAAAGCAUUCAAAUACGAACUCGCAGUCGCCGAUUGGGAAUCCCAACAAUUCGCGAACGAGCACUCAGCAGGUCAUGUUUGCACCUCAAAGCAUAGCGACUACGAUGACGCCCAGCUCGUAUCCAGUUCAGAUCACAGCUCCCAUGCAAUCGAAUAAUAUUCCCAACCUGAUUCAGCCUGACUCAUAUCACAGAGGCAGUGUGAGUACCGGCGACUUGACGGCAAUAUCGCAAAUGUUGCUUGAUCAACAAUUUGCAGAUAUGGAUCGAAUCAUUAGUUAUGAUGAUGGGAUGUUUGUGGCAGAAUAUGAGGGAGGAGGUUGGUGA